This is a messenger RNA of Anguilla anguilla (European eel), 2178 nucleotides long. Its product is annotated as hyaluronan mediated motility receptor. The record is from RefSeq and is a predicted model, not a curated record. The transcript has 7 exons. NCBI's taxonomy places the organism in Eukaryota, Metazoa, Chordata, Actinopteri, Anguilliformes, Anguillidae. Bases 359 to 1975 code for a protein of 538 amino acids.
AUGCCUGAGAUACUACCUGCAACCUGUCUGUGCCUGUUUGCCUCUUGUUUUAGCCUUAAGAGAAGAAUGUUCUGCACCAAGGGACUCAGGUCUUCAGGGAAGUACUAGUGUGACAUGUAAUGAAAAAUCUAUUGUUAGUGUGGGCUAUUGUUAGUGUAACUUCAUGCAUUCAUAGUGCAAUACAAGUUGCAUCUUUUUGCUUAAUCUUUUGAUCCGUCAUUUUCUUUCAUAACAUUUCUAGUGGUCGGAUGUCGUCAUAUGACUACCUAUAGAUAACGAAUGGGGCAUUUGACGGUGAGUUUCGUCAUGCCAUUUACUGACACCUUGAGCAGUCGCUGCCGACAUAUGUAUAGGCUAUAUGGACAGCAUUCGCGUGCGGUUUUAUAUUGGCAUUCAGGUGGCAAAGCUUAGGGUGCGUCAAGCAUGUGAAAAUAGUGGAGCAGUUUCAACUUGCGCGAAACCACAAGCGAGGACACGAAGUGCGCUUGGGCGUGGGCGUGGUCUACCCCGGAGAAAAUCACCUGCGGUUCUGUUUUACAAAGAUGGAAGCGAAGCAAAACUCAGACACAUCCCGAUGCGAGGGAAGAGAAGCAGAGGAAUGAAGAGGUUUUUUGGGACACACAGAGAUGAGGAUUACGGACAGGUUCGGUACCUCACGGCCAAAUGUAGCCGACUCGCACAAGAGAAAGCAGUUCUGGAGCGGGAGUUCCUGGUUGCCGGAGAGAGGGAAAGGACCCUCAGGAAAGAUCUAGAAACUGUCUCCCGCCAGCUAUGUCAGCAGGAGCAGCUCAAUGUAGAGCUGAGCAUCACGCAGGACCAGCUGCUCAGCCAGACGCACCAACAGAAGGAGCUGAUGGAGUUCCUGCAGCAGCACCUGCGCAGAACGGUGGAGGAGGGCUCUCGGGACACAGGGCUGCUUGGCCUGCAACUGGAGCAACUGUGCACAGAGAUGCAGCAGCUGCAGGACACCGAAGCACAGCUGGAGGGCCUGGUGGAGGAGCUGCACAGGGAGAACCAGAGCAGGGCUGCACAGGCAGACGUCCUGAAUGCGCAGCUAGACAGGUUCCAGGAGCUGGAGGCUCAACAGAAUUCCCACCAGGAGACCAUAUUGGAGCUGGAGGCCCUGAAGAUCUGUUACCACGAGAUAUUACUGGAGCUGGAUAGGGUACGGACCUCCCACCAGGAGACAAUAAUGGAAAUGGACUCUCUGCAGACCUCCCACCAGGAGACCCUCCUGGACCUGGACGCUCUGGAGACCACUCACCAGGAGACUGUGCUCGAGCUGGACGCUCUGGAGGCGACCCACCAGGUGACUCUGCUAGAACUGGAGUCGCUGAAAAGCUUGCACAUGCAGACAGCCCUGGAGCUGCAGACGCUGCGGAGGUCUCACCAGGAGAAGGUUCUGGAGCUGAUGGGGCUCCGCGGUUCUCACAAGGAGACGGUGGCGGAGCUGGAAGCGCUGCAGAGAUCUCACCAGGAGAACGUGGAAGAGCUGCAGGAUCUGCGGUCCUCCCACGAGGUCACGGUGCAGGAGCUGCAGCAGGAGAACCAGAACAGCUUGCGGAAGCUCCAGGAAACGGCCGAGCAGUUCGAGUGGCUCUGCGACCAACAGCGGAACUGGAUGUGUUACGUAAAGAGGUAUAAGGUCAGCAUGUCCGGAGAGAAGGAGGCCCUGUUAAAGCAGAUGGGAAGGAUGGAGAAAGAGCUCAUCACCCUCAGAAAGAGCUCUUCAGAAGAGGGAGGGGAGACUCAACAUGAAGUGUCCAGCAGCACACCAACAGAGACUGAGACUCAGCACUGUGAGAGUGAAACAACUGACACUGAGGACUAUGGGUUCACUAUGUGGGAUUCUGACAUUAUGUCCGAUCUUCAAACUGAGGUGGAGAAAUGGCGGCGCCGUUAUGAAGACCUGUACAUUAAACUGGCACAACAUCGGGAGGAGCAUUCUGUUGACACCUUCCGGAAACCUCCCUGAGGGGCCAGGAGGGCACAGCCGGAGACGCACUCCCUUCGGCCUUGCGUCUGGGACUCUCCGCCCUGCCAACCAAAAAAUGUCCUUCACUCAGCCUUCUCCACUCAAUCUCACUCUCUCUUUGGCUCUGCUCCUUUCUUUAUCUCCCUGAGUCCCUCCUUCCUUUCUUUUGUCUCUCCCCCUCUCUCUGUCUCUCCUCUCUGUAU